AUGCCUGACGGCUCGAGCGCGCUGCUCCUCGAGCUCCUGCCGUCCACUCUCACCGCUCUGCUCGAGCAGCCGCAGCCACUCCCCGCCUGCCUCGCCGGCCGCAUCGCCAGCGAGGUUGCGGCCGGCAUCGCCUUCCUCCACCGCAACAACGUCAUGCACCGCGACAUCAAGCCCUCCAACGUGCUCCUCGACGGGUCGGCGCACGCCAAGGUGGCCGACUUUGGCAUCGCGGCG
This is a messenger RNA of Emiliania huxleyi CCMP1516, 234 nucleotides long. RefSeq lists its product as hypothetical. Gene Ontology annotation, biological process: MAPK cascade; protein phosphorylation. Lineage: Eukaryota; Haptophyta; Isochrysidales; Noelaerhabdaceae. The transcript has a single exon. The record is from RefSeq and is a predicted model, not a curated record. Gene Ontology annotation, molecular function: MAP kinase kinase activity; ATP binding. The annotation marks the transcript as partial.